Messenger RNA from Striga asiatica, 1398 nucleotides. Lineage: Eukaryota; Viridiplantae; Streptophyta; Magnoliopsida; Lamiales; Orobanchaceae. The record is from the annotation of a GenBank genome assembly.
CGCUGUAAAGCCACGAGUCACAAGGCCUCAAGGAAAUAGCCACACAAUCUCUCUCACACUCACACGCCUCAUCUUCGUUUUUACAUUCCUCACUCCUCUGCUCUGCUCUCUCUCUCUCUCUCACAGCGUGUGUGUGUGUGAACUGUGAAGUACCAAACAAUUGUGGGAAAUGGAGCUCACGACGCUGUAGCUGUCCCAGAUUAUUCGAUUGGUAAACUAAAGAGAAAAGGAGAAAGAAAAAUGCAAGCUUUGGGUGUCCAGACGCCCCAAGUUUUGGUGUCAUCAGUCAAGAAGAAAACUUUUCCAACUUUUGAUUCAUUUAAUCUACUGCCCUUUCGCCCUUUCGUGCCCAGGAGAAAUUUCAGACCAUCUUCUUGUUCUUCAUUGAGAUGCAGGGAGGUAUCAAAGUCAGAUGCUGGUGGACAAAGAACAAUUAGAGCACAUGCAUUAAAUGUGGGAAGUGGGUCUGACGGCUAUGAAGAGAGGCAAGAAAAUGAUGAUAGCCACAGAACAUCUGCUGAUGCCCAUCAUAGUGAUGAUUCUUCUAAAAUCUAUAAAGACGAAAGGAACUCAAGUGAAGGAUUGGCUAAUCAUGUUUUGAGCGAGGCAUCUCAUGAUCAAGUUCCGAAUUUAUUUCCUACAGCACUUUUGCUUUGUGCAUGCGCUGCAGGAUUUUUACUUUUUCUCUUUACAAAAGGACCUUCAUCACUAUUACCAGCCCUCGCAAAGUCGGGCUUCACAGCUGCAUUCUCUUUGAUAUUUGUUUCCGAGAUUGGAGACAAGGUCCUUCUUGGAUCAAUGGGUGCUCUAUCACUAAUGACUAUCUUGUCUGUCAUAAUUGGUAGGAUAUUUCAUUCUGUGCCUGCUCAGUUUCAGACAACUUUGCCGAUUGGAGAAUAUUUAGCUGUUACCCUUUUGAUGUUUUUCGGUCUUAAAUCGAUUAAAGAUGCAUGGGACCUACCAUCUACAGCAGCUAAAGCUGGAGAGCCCGAAAACAAGGAGUCUGACGAAUUCAGUGAAGCUGAAGAGCUUGUAAAGGAAAAGGUUUCGAAAAGGCUUUCCAAUCCCCUGGAAGUCCUCUGGAAGUCAUUCAGUCUUGUAUUUUUUGCUGAAUGGGGAGACCGCUCGAUGCUUGCAACAAUAGCUCUUGGUGCGGCACAGUCCCCAUGGGGUGUUGCAAGUGGAGCCAUUGUGGGCCAUCUACUGGCAACAUCCAUUGCCAUACUCGGUGGCGCAUUUCUCGCCAAAUACAUUUCUGAAAAAUUGAACGCUACAAUUUUGGCGAUUUACAAUCAAGAAUUUGCAGCAUAUCCUUUACAGCGAGUAGAGAAUAGAGCUCAACUUCAUCAUGUAGCACCAGGAAUUGGAGGAAUAUUUUCUCCUGACAAUGUUUCUUAA